CCCAAUACCAAUUCCUCAAUUCUCUGUCUAAUUCAUACAAUCCCCUCCUCAUGGCCAAGGUCAAGCGGUCGGCGCCCACGCCCGCCGCCAAGGUCAAGAGGCCGGCGCCCACGCCCGCGGGGAAUGUGAUCGAAAUCCCGUCGUCCCCCGACCCCUCCGUUGGCGGCAGCGCCAAUGGGAGCACCUCGAAGAAGAAGGCGUGGAAAAGGUCCGCGCCGCUCGACUUCGACGACGAGGUCAAGAUGUGGACCCCGCGGGAGAAGCGGCGCCUCGACGCGGAUUGUCAAAUCCUCGCCACCGACCCGCUCGCCGCCACUGAGGUGGCCUCCGCCGCCGCAAAUGACGACGUCGCGGUCGUCGCCGAGCGGGGCAAGGUGGCGUGCAGAGAUUACCCCCAUCCUAGGUCCGCUUGCGCCAAGCACCCAUUUAACACUACGCCUCAUGAGCGCCACUGCGGCAAGUGUUUCUGCUAUGUGUGCGAUAUCGCUGCCCCAUGUGUGUCUUGGAAGGGCGUUGGAGGGCACUGUCAUGCUUCCGACAAGGACAAAAGGUGGAAGACUAUGAGAUUGUCGAGGCAGAAGCAACGGAAGUAGGGCCUAGUUAAGGCCACUCAUGACUCUAGGUCUGGCAAUCGGCCACUUUGCAUUCGCUCAUCGCGUUGUUCUGAUGGGACGAUUAUCUUGCAGUAACUUGUACAUGGCUAGUAGUAUUGGCGAUAGAUCUUGUUCCAAUGCUUGGUGUAUCUGUACGCCACUUUUCGCAAACUGAAAGUAUAUAGUAUAUCUAUCUC
This is a messenger RNA of Phragmites australis (common reed), 790 nucleotides long. Its product is annotated as RPM1 interacting protein 13-like. The record is from RefSeq and is a predicted model, not a curated record. The transcript is spliced from 3 exons. NCBI's taxonomy places the organism in Eukaryota, Viridiplantae, Streptophyta, Magnoliopsida, Poales, Poaceae. Bases 51 to 593 code for a protein of 180 amino acids.